This is a messenger RNA of Chara braunii, 3353 nucleotides long. NCBI's taxonomy places the organism in Eukaryota, Viridiplantae, Streptophyta, Charophyceae, Charales, Characeae. The record is from the annotation of a GenBank genome assembly.
GACAUAACCAAAGUUGGUAGAACCACUCAACAUCUUCUGGACGGUACUUUGCGCAGCGUGCGACAGGCAGGAGCAAGAAGCAGCGGAGACGGAGAUCUGCUGUGGGACCCCUCGCCUCCACAAGUCAAAAAACCGUACAGUAAUUUUUUCCCGGGUGCUCAUCCAGUCCAGAUGCCAUCCUUGAGGUUUAGGAGGCGGAGGAAGAUGCUAUGCUUCACUGUGUACGAUGCGGACACGGGAUCCCGCCAAGACGUUUCGAAGAUCAGACUAGAAGAUCAAGACUUCCUUGGCCAAGCCGAGUGCUGGCUGUCGGAGAUGGUCCGAGCUAAGGGCCACGUGGUGACCAAAGAGCUUCUGCCAUUUGCAGAUAACAGAAGCAGAAGUGCAGGCACACAUGGACUUGGGUUCAAAUCCAGACGCGGCUCGCUAGGGAGGGGUGCAAGAAAGAUGGGAUCUUUGACUAUCCAUGUGGAGGAGGUGGCUUCCCAAAGCCAUGGCACGGUGAUGCUCGGGUUCCGGGGUACAGGACUCGACAGGAUGGACCUUUACCCGUUCGGCAAGAGCGACCCGUAUUUGAAGAUUUCAAAGGUUCUAGAAGACGGCAGCACUGCGCCGAUCUGCCAAACGGAGGCGGUUUCGCGCAGUUUGAACCCCGUCUGGCGACCCAUUGGCGUCUCGCUCCAGAUUCUCUGCGCCGGAGACAUCGACCGCCCUCUGCGGAUCGAGUGCUUCGAUCGCGACACGUUCACUCGGGACGAUUUCAUCGGCAGCAUUGACAGAUCCGUGAGACGAUUGACGGAGGACGUUGCACUUCAAAGGGGCAUACCUUUGAAACGAGAAAGCCACAAGAAGGGCAAACCCAGCAAAGUCGGUGGAACGCUCUUCUGCACUCGAUGCGAUAUCAUUCAGCCAAGGUCGUUCUUGCAAUACCUGGCCAUGGGAUGCGAGGUUAGCUUCCACGUGGCGGUGGAUUUCACUGCUUCCAAUGGCCACCCAACUAGUAGGGACUCCCUUCAUUAUGUGGACCCCAAUGGAAGGCAGAAUGCAUAUCAGCAGGCCAUUAGCGCGGUUGGCCGAGUGAUAGAAUUCUAUGACACGAACAAGACUUUCCCGGCCUGGGGCUUUGGAGCCUGCGUGGGAGGGGAAGUGGUCUCCCACUGCUUCAACUUGAACGGAGACCCGGUUAACUCGGAAGUGAUGGGUGUGCAGGGGGUGCUUGAGGCCUACGAGAAAGCGCGCAAUGUGGUGUCGCUUGCGGGACCGACACUGUUCACACCUGUGAUCACUAGGUCAUCGCAAAUGGCGGAGGCACACAUGCGGGAGGGUCGGUUGAAGUACUCCGUCCUCCUCAUAAUCACAGAUGGUAUCAUAAAUGACAUGGAGUCAACGAUGGACGCACUCGUUGCAGCGUCGAGGCUUCCUCUCUCCAUCUUGAUUGUGGGAGUGGGCUCGGCAGAUUUCUCCAGGAUGGUGGCUCUCGACAGCGACGAUCGACCACUCAAGUUCGGUGGCCUGAGUGCGGAACGCGAUAUAGUCCAGUUUGUCUCAAUGCGAAACAUAACUAGCGAUCAUCAGCUGGCCCAGGAACUGCUGGCGGAGCUGCCUGACCAGGUGGUGCAGUUCAUGUCCCUAGGAAUGCUGAGAGUCGACUAGGACUACGGACGGUAGCCUGGAUGCAACAGCUGGUCCACUUGGCUGCCUUACAGAGGUCCACUUCGUUCCGUGAUGAAGGUCCCCUCAGUUUGGCUUGCCUGCUGAUGGUCAGCUCAGUCCUAUAGCUGUUGCAGUUCUGACCUGCAUGUGGUCCAGUUCUGACCUGCAUGUGGUCCAGUUCUGGCCUGCAUGUGGUCCAGUUCUGACCUGCAUGUGGUCCAGGUCUGGCCUGCAUGUGGUCCAGUUCUGACCUGCAUGUGGUCCUGGACCAGUUCUGACCUGUAUGUGGUCCUGGACCAGUUCUGACCUGCAUGUGGUCCUGGACCAGUUCUGACCUGCAUGGGGUCCAGCUCUGACCUUUAUGUGGUCCACUUUUGACCUGCCGGUCGUGUCGUUCUGACCUGCAGGUGGGUGGUCUCUGGCAUCCCCUGCAGAUGGUCACCAGGUCAUGAAUGCCCUCCUGUGUGAAUGGCCCAGCUGACUUGCAGCAGGUUCAGCUCUGUGCAGGUUGUCAGGUAAUAUGUGCACACAGAGAAACAUACAACUGUGCGUCAAGGCGUCUUUUGCAGCAAGACAUUGACUUUGGGGAGAGCAAGUGCAUAUUUUUGUAGUGAAGGCAUAUUUUGGUGGGUGCUUUGGGGUCAUCAAGCACAUGUUUUGCAGCAAGGCACUGGCUUUGUGUUCAGCAAGCACAUAUUUUGCAGUUGGUGGGUGCUUUGGGGUCAGCAAGCGCAUAUUUGGUGGCAAGGUGUUGGCUUUGGGGUCAGCAAGCACGCACUUUGCAGCAAGGCAUAUUUUGGUGGGUGCUUUGGGGUCAGCAAGGACAUAUUUUCCAGCAAGGCGUUGGCUUGCUAUGCUCAAAGUCGACGCGUCCAGAGACCAUCAUUUGGAACUUAACAGGUCAAGGAAUUUUAUCGGCAGUUGUAGAUGCAAAGCCCCAGCAACUGCAAAAUACUGGAGGAGGGGACGCAGAUUGUAAAUCUUCCGCGAACAAUGGAUCACAGGGGAUGGUGUACUGUUAACCGUGGUUCGAAGUGUUGAUUCCGUCAUCAUCGACGUCGUUAUGGUUGUCGGUAAUGUGCAGCCAUUGGAGACGGAUAGACGGGGAGAUGAGGGCUGGCUGCACAAGAGGCAAUACGUCGUCCGGCGGUUCUGAUCGAGGAAGAAAUGCCAUUGUUCAAGUUUUUGGUUUAUGCGCAUACUGAAGACGGUGGAAGAGGGGGAAACACUAGAAAGAAGAGAUGUCUGAGGGUAAUAUAGGGUGUCUGGCAAUGAGAGAAGAGAGAAGUGGGACAAGCACAAGAAGCCAAGGUGGUCAGUGGUUUGCGCUGUGACCUGCGAUGUUAGGCUUUGGAUGUUCUGGCAGGGCCUCCAUGAUAGGCUCUGCAAAACUCUCUUGUCAAGCAGAACCUCACUGAUGUGGUUGAUGGAGCUGCUAAAGGGCAUUUGGAGGGACCGGUUUGUUUUUGUCAUCGGCGAGCAAAUUGCUCGACUUUGUACAGUACUUCCUCUUUUUGUCGUUAACUUCUCCUGAUGAGUCGGUGAAACUCCGACGAAACAGUUUGUCACAGCCCCUCGUUUGUUGUCCUCUUCUCCCUCUCUGCCUACGGUUUACCGGGCACUUCUAUUUGACGAUAUAUGUAUUUGUCACGCAACAAUUUAACGCUGUUUCAAGUCUUUUAGCCCGAUGGCGGUUGCAG